AUGUCUAAAAAAUAAGUUAUUGACAAUACUGAUAGAUAUAAAGGAGAAGCAGGUAAUUUCUAAUCUUUAGAAAGUGAUGAUGGUCCAGGACCAAUGAAAUGUAGAAUAUAAAAAUUAUAUAAUAUAGCUGUUGAGGGAUGGAUUCUAAUUGCAAAAGGAAUUCAUGAAGAAGCAUAAGAAGAUGAUUUAUUUGAUGCUUUCAGUAAAUAUGGUCCAAUUAAAAAUCUACAUUUAAAUCUUGAUAGAAGAACUGGUUUUGUUAAAGGGUAGAAGCUAAUAUAAUUAUAAUUAGUUAUGCAUUAGUUGAGUUUAGUGAAUUUGCCCAUGCUUAAGAUGCUUUGAAUGGUAUAAAUAAAUCAGAAGGAAUAUGUGGUAAAAAGAUUCAAGUUGACUGGGCAUUCAAAAAACCUAACAAGAAAGGAGCAUUGAAGUAAAUAAAGAAAUAAUGAU
This is a messenger RNA of Paramecium pentaurelia, 450 nucleotides long. The record is from the annotation of a GenBank genome assembly. Lineage: Eukaryota; Ciliophora; Oligohymenophorea; Peniculida; Parameciidae.